Molecule: messenger RNA, 1313 nt
Organism: Nannospalax galili (Upper Galilee mountains blind mole rat)
Lineage: Eukaryota; Metazoa; Chordata; Mammalia; Rodentia; Spalacidae
Gene: Haus2
Product: HAUS augmin like complex subunit 2
Exons: 6
Coding region: 57-761 (234 amino acids)
Biological process (GO): centrosome cycle; microtubule nucleation; spindle assembly
Cellular component (GO): centrosome; HAUS complex; mitotic spindle microtubule
Source: RefSeq, a predicted model, not a curated record
CGUUCGCACUGCCUGCAGCUCACUUUUCACGCCAAUUCCGAAGGUGUGUGGGAUCCAUGGCUUCCGCCAACUCGUGGGACCCGGCGUAUGCGCCGAGCGCAGCUGGGAUACUGCUGGGCCAGCUGGUGGCUUCGGGGAUAGUCACUCAGGAGAUGUUAGAUAUAUCUAAGAAAACAACUCCUUGUUUUGUGAACUUCUCCAGACUACAGCAGAUCUCAGAUAUUCAAGCUGAAAUCUAUCAGAAAAACCUGGAAAUUGAACUUCUGAAACUAGAAAAAGAUACAGCAGAUCUUGUUCGUCCUUUGUAUUUGGCUCAGAAGUGUGAUACUCUGCAAAGCAUGAAUAACCAUCUGGAAGCAGUGUUAAAAGAGAAGCGGUCCCUCAGACAAAGACUGCUGAGUCCCAUGUGCCAGGAGAACUUGCCGGUGGAAGCUGUUUACCACAGAUAUACGGUUCAUUUGUUGGAAUUGGCUGUGACUUUCAUUGAGAAAUUGGAAAGCCAUCUUGAAAUAAUUAGAAAAAUCCCUCAUUUAGACGAGAACAUAAAGAAAAUGAGCAAAGCUUUAGCCAAGAUGGAUAUUUUGGUGACUGAGACAGAAGAACUGGCAGAAAGUAUACUCAAGUGGCGAGAACAACAAAAGGAAGUUACCUCGUGUAUCCCCAAAAUACUAACUGAAGAAAAUUAUCUUCAUAAAUGUGGUAUAAUAUCUCCUUUACCUUUUAUUUCCAAAGUUCAUGGCCAGCCCAUUAAUGCCAAGUGAUUAUCAACUUUCUUUUUGCUUAAUUACAUGUAGUCAUAUAAAGUGCAUUUCUUGCUGAUUAUGACAUGAAUAUUGAUAGACUUUGCUGCUAACAACACUGAAAGAGCCCUCUUAAUACUGGAGUGCCAAGGCCAAAAAGAAGGCUCAGUGGGUAAAGGUGCCUGCUGCCAAGCCUUAUAGCCUGAGUUCGAUCUCCUGGACCAACAUGAUGGAAGGGGGGAGCUGACUCCCACAGGUUGUUCUCCUGCCUACACACAGACACACAAUGCACAUACAAAAUAGAUAAACGUGAAAAUAUAUAUAGUAGGAGAAUAUUGGAGUACCAGUAUUUUAGGCUCAUUAAGACCAAACUGCCCUUUAUAUCACCUUGACACUUAGCAAAAUCCUUAGUUGUAUUUUAUUACAAAUCUUAGUAUCUUGCCUAUUUCCUUAUUUGAUUUCCUAUGGAUUUGUGUGUAGACAUAUUCUGUAUCAUGUCACCAUUGUUGAUAUCCAUGGUGGUUUUGUGUUUCUGUUUCCUAUUAAUUCCUUGAUAUAUAAAAAUAAACUAAU